Messenger RNA from Giardia duodenalis, 3159 nucleotides. RefSeq names its product Ankyrin repeat protein 1. The coding region runs from base 1 to 3159 and encodes 1052 amino acids. Gene Ontology annotation, molecular function: protein binding. NCBI's taxonomy places the organism in Eukaryota, Fornicata, Diplomonadida, Hexamitidae. The transcript has a single exon. The record is from RefSeq and is a predicted model, not a curated record.
AUGCAGGUCUCGACACAGGUGGACUGGUUUGACGCCAUCAGAAACCAGGAUUACGAGGCGAUCUAUGAUGCCGAUGGGGUCUUUCACGGUUCUCGUGACGCUGCAGGAGAGACAGGGCUGAUGAAGGCAGCAAAGUUUAAUGACAUUAAGCUCGCCAAAAUGCUGGCCCCUGUCGAGGCAGGGAUUGUCAACAACGAAGGACAUAAUGCGCUGAUGAUUGCUGCGCUCAACAACAACUCCGAGAUAUGUUCCUUUCUGGUCGAAAUUCCCUCUGAGUGUGACCACAGACUUGGGUAUGGGGAGGACGCCCUUAUCUUGGCUGCUAGCGUGGGAGCGCUUAAGUCUGUCGCUGUGCUGCUGCCCCAUCUGGAAAAGACUAAGGACCUCAAAGGCCGCACCUGUUUGACGUAUGCAGCCUGCAAUGGGAAGCUCAAUGUCGUCAACUAUCUGAUAAGAUACAAACAGGAGAUAACGGACAUGGAGGCCAAGGCAGCCCUCGUUGCAGCAGCUGGUAACAGCCACGCCGAUUGUGUUCAUGCCUUGACUAUAUACAUCAGAGACGGGAAAAUAAACUACCUGGCCACUGUGCCGACUGAGGAGGAUGAUAUGGAUAGGGAUUACUAUCGCUAUGAUGACAUUCUUCCGCAGACGGAUCUCGGACUCCAAGGUCUUCAAGACUCGAACAUCUACAAUGUUCGCCCGGCAGAGCUCCACCUCACACAGCGGCCUGCUCUCUCAUCAAGCUCAGCUCCUGCUAGCAGUGAGGCUCCUGUGGCUCCUCACCAGGGGACGCUAGAAUUUGUCCCGGAGCCGGGAGUUGUCGAUGCUCUUCAGGUCUCUGGGUACGUAGAGCCAAGCCUAGACCUAUCGCCGAACGUCUCGAUCAUUAAUAGGCGAAGUCCCGGAAAGGGAAAAGACAAGGAUAAAGGGUCUGCUGUAACACUACGCGAAAAGCGCCCCAAAACGCCGACUAUCAAGUCUGCUACUGCUAAGGUAUCAAAGGCGCGCACUCCCACGACAGCGCUCAAGGUAGACAACACCAAACUAACCUCUACUGCUGAAACCAGGAAUAUGGCCUCGGAGCGCACUCUGACAAGCAGCACGCUCUUAUCCAACACAUAUAACACGAGUAAUCUUAACAGGAACCUGAACAGAUCGCUUGUGCAGAGCAAUCUGCAAACUACUUCCCCUCGACGCUCCAACUACGUGACACCCGGUCAAGCAAGCAUGAUGGGUACAUCUACCCAGCAGCGGAACAUAAGCCCCACAGCAUCUAGGUCUUCGUACGUUGAUAACGCUCAGUACUCUCUGUACGAAGCAAUCGAGAAGGCGUCGAAGAAGAAACUUAUCACACCACCACAGGGCACCCACCCACGGUCUCUUGAUGCAGAUAUUCUUACAAAAGACCCACAGUUACAAGAAGCGAUGGUUGCACGCUACUAUGAGGACGUUUCACCCCCGCCAAGGCAACCCGGGGCGUCUGCAUCUACUAUGGCUGCGCUAAAUAAAUCAAACAUAAAGGCCAUUCGUAGCAACACGAACAACAGAUUUGCAGAGGUCAAUCCUCUCUCCGGAACAUUUUAUGGACCCAGUACUACCGCUGAAAAUUUCAACCCGACGGAAUCUAGUCUAACGGCAAGCAUUCUUCACCCCGUCAGUUCUAGAGAUGUUAACUUAGUUACCAAGAGUCGCACACUUUCUCGAAGCAAAUCGGGGUCAAGGAACCCUAGAGCAAGGUCUAAUGCAUUGCCCCAAGAAGACUUUAGCGUUGACCAAAUAGAAUCCCCUUCACGCCUACAAACCCCCACUAUGUCCAUGAGGUCUUCAACCAUUCGACUAAAAGAAGAAGUAGAUCUUAGACCAACCUAUGUGGACCUCAGGGCGUCGACCUCUGCAGACCGCUACGAGGACACGCUCUGCCUUAACCCCUCCCAGACAGCCAUGCCCAUUGGUCCGCUGAGCAGGCACAUCCAAAGAAAUGACAUAACAAUCCUGGAGAUCCCGAACUUUGAAGCUGAUCCCAGUUAUACAGACCUUAUGCAAGGAAUCUACAAUGGAGACAAGAAGCUUAUUAAGCAGAAUAUGAAGACACAGGCAAACCUAUGUUCGGACACCCAUAUGACAGCUUUGAUGGUUGCUGCUCGCAUUGGGGAUAUUGCCAAUGCAAAGUUGCUGAUAAAGGCAGGCGAAGCUGGUAGAAAAACUAAUGAGGGGUGGACAGCCCUCAUGGUUGCUGCGUUUCACAACAGUGUCGAAGCGGUGAGGCUUCUUAUGGACCAUGAAGCGCGCAGUGUCACCAACGAUGGUUGGACCGCAUUAAUGAUAGCUAUCAAGUUCAACGCAAUAGGAUGCGUGGAACUGCUUGCUGGGUGCGAGGCUGGGAUCCAGGAUAGGAGCAAGGUCAGCGCGAUGAUGAUCGCUGCAUACAUGGGGAGGUCUGGCAUAAUUCCUUUACUUAUCAAAGAGGAGGCGAAGCUCUGUGAUAGUUAUGGAAGAACGGCUAUGAUGUACGCUACUCUGAAUAAUGAAGUCGAGUGCGUCGAAAAACUGGUGUAUGCAGAGAGCAACGUGCAAGAUCCGGAGGGGAGAACAGCCCUAAUGAUGGCGGCGCAGCUCGGUCUGAACGACAUCGUGCUUGUCCUCCAGAAGGAAGAGGCAGGAAAGCGUGCCAACAUGGGCCGUACAGCGCUGAUGUUUGCUGCACGCAACUGCAACCUCAUCGGCGUCCAAGUGCUCGCCGGAACGGAGUGCGGACUCCAGGACGCUGAGGGUUGGUCUGCUAUGAUGAUGGCUGUUUUAGACAACCAAGCUGAGAUAGUUAAGUCACUGAAAGACUACGAAGCAAAUCUCAAGACAAAUAAGGGGUUCACCGCCUUGAUGUUUGCGGCCCGCUUCGGGUUUGACGAGUGCGUAGAGAUCCUAGCACCCGUCGAAGCAGGGGAGCAGACACCUAGUGGAUGGUCGGCACUGAUGGCUGCAGUUUCCAACAACAACCUUACGUCUGCAAGAUUGCUAGUUCCAUACGAAGUCAUGCUUCAGGAUGCUAAGAGAAACACUGCGUUGAUGCUUGCCUGCAAGAAGAACAACAAUGAAAUGAUCAAAUUGCUUAGACAGGCCCAGGAGGCUGUGCGCAGUGUUCGCAACAAUUCCCGUAGGUAA